Molecule: messenger RNA, 7770 nt
Organism: Diaporthe amygdali
Lineage: Eukaryota; Fungi; Ascomycota; Sordariomycetes; Diaporthales; Diaporthaceae
Exons: 8
Coding region: 1-7770 (2589 amino acids)
Biological process (GO): fatty acid biosynthetic process; secondary metabolite biosynthetic process
Molecular function (GO): oxidoreductase activity; 3-oxoacyl-[acyl-carrier-protein] synthase activity; fatty acid synthase activity
Source: RefSeq, a predicted model, not a curated record
AUGGGGGACACUUUUGGCGAUGCCACAGCGCCCAUUGCCAUAGUGGGUGUGUCCGGGCGCUUCCCCGGUGACGCCUCAUCGCCAGAUAACCUGUGGCAGCUCAUAUCCAAGGGGCGCUCAGCCCUGGCCGAGGUGCCGAGGGACCGAUACAACAUCGAUGCUUUCUAUCACCCAAGUGCCGACCACCAGGGCACGCACAAUGCGCGGGGCGGGUACUUCGUCAGGGAAGAUGUUGCGACAUUCGAUGCCCCAUUUUUCAGAAUCACAGCCCAAGAGGCCCACGCUAUGGAUCCUUCCCAGAGGCUGGCGCUCGAAUUGAGUUAUGAGGCCUUAGAGAACGCGGGCAUCUCGAUUGAAGCUAUAGCCGGCUCGCGAACGGGAUGUUACAUGGCAACUUGUCUUCGCGACUAUGCCAAUUUACGUGCCACAGACCCGCAUGAGUACCCUCGCUAUGAGGCCAAUGGCAGUAUGGGAACCGCCAUGAUCUCGAACCGCAUCUCGUGGUUCUUCGAUCUGAAUGGCCCGAGUCUGAGCCUGGACACGGCGUGUUCCUCAUCGCUGGUAGCUCUGCAUCUCGCAGUCCAGAGUAUACGAUCGGGAGAAACUACACAGGCUCUUGUAGGGGCGACCAAUCUGAUUCUUAUGCCCGAGACGUCAAACCAUCUCAGCACCUUGACGUUUCUUAGUCCGGAUGCAAAGUCCAAGACAUUUGAUGCGAGCGCAAACGGAUACGCCCGUGGGGAAGGCGUCUGCGUGAUCCUCGUCAAAUCCCUGGCAAAGGCCCUCGAGGAUGGCGACUCGAUCCGAGCCGUCAUUCGCGGCACGGCCGUCAAUCAUGACGGUCGAACGCCAGGGAUCAAUCUGCCGUCUUCGACUGCGCAGGAGGCUAUGAUUCGAUCCGCUUACAGCAAUGCUGGUCUCGCUUACUCGGAAACCGGUUACUUUGAGGCCCAUGGAACUGGGACUGCAGCAGGCGAUCCCUUGGAGGCGGCCGCUGUUGGUCGAGUCUUUGCAUCAAGCAGGAAGGCCGGACAGCCCCUGUACAUAGGCUCUGUUAAGAGUAAUAUUGGCCAUUUAGAAGGUGGCGCGGGACUAGCUGGUCUUGUCAAGGCUCUGUACAUCCUGGAAAAGGGUCAGAUCCCAUCGAACCUAUGGCUGCAGAAUGUGAACCCUAAGCUCGAUUUGGAUGGCUGGGGACUCGCUAUUCCCACAUCGCUCACGCCUUGGCCCACCAGUGGGCUUCGGCGGAUCAGCGUCAAUUCCUUCGGCUACGGCGGGACAAACGCCCACUGCGUCCUAGAUGACGCGUACCACUAUCUCACGAGCCAUGGCCUCUCAGGACGCCACAAUACCAGUCCGCUCGUCCCGCGCGAACCCUCAAGCCCGGGUGUGUGUUCUGACUUGGCCUCCUCGUCUUCAGGGUUCAGCACACCCAACUCAGAGCAGGAAACCGGGCUCUCUCUGGGCUCUGUUCUGAGAAAUGCAGCCGAGCCAGCUACUCCCAAGCUGCUCGUCUGGUCCUCUCACGAGCAGGGAGGCAUCACCCGUACAGCAACGAAGCUAGCCUCCUACCUCAGCGAACGCCAGUUCCCACCAAAACCGGCACUCCUAUCGCGUCUCGCCUACACCCUCUCAGAGCGCCGUAGCCACCUCGCCUUCAAAUCUUUCGCCGUUGUCGAGUCCAUAACAUCCGCCGCCACCUCCCUCGCCACUCCAGCCAGGCCCAUCCGACCCGCCUCAGAAUGUCCCACCGCCCUCUUCAUCUUUACGGGCCAAGGAGCACAAUGGGCGGGCAUGGGCCUCGAGCUGAUGGCCUAUACCACAUUCAAACAGCGCAUGAUCGAGGCCAGCGCCCACCUCAAAGCCCUCGGCUGCGGGUGGGAUCUGGUCGAGGAGAUCAGUAGCCCGCGCAUCAACGAGCCGCAGGUCAGCCAGCCCGCAUGCACGGCCGUGCAGGUUGCGCUGGUCGACUUGCUGGCGGAUUGGGGCGUGAGGCCUGCGCUGGUGGUCGGGCACAGCAGUGGCGAGAUCGCGGCUGCCUACGCGAAGGGGGUCAUCUCUCGUUCUGCGGCGUGGACCAUCGCAUACCACCGCGGUAGACUCUCUGCUAGCCUCGACGCGGGCGGCAGGGAGCUGGGGAUGUUGGCUGUUGCGCUCGGCAAGGAGGAGACACAAGAGUAUAUCGACCAGGUGAAGAUUGAACCAAAACCUGUCGUUGCUUGCAUCAACUCUCCUGUGAGCGUAACCGUCUCGGGCUCAGCGGACGGGCUGCAGGAAGUGCAGGCCUUAAUUGGCAGUCGGGCGUUCAGCAGGAGGCUGGUCGUCAAGGCGGCAUACCACAGCCCGUUUAUGGAGGAUCUUGCUAAGCCCUACCUGGAAUCUCUGAAUGGCAUUGAAAAGGAGAAAAUCGAGCCAAAUAAUGGUGUCAAGAUGUUCUCUUCUGUCACGGGCACCGAGGUCUCUGCGGAAGCACUGAGAGAACCUCAGUACUGGGUCGACAAUAUGGUGUCUCCCGUCAGGUUUCACCAAGCUGUCGAUGCUACUCUCGACCACGCCCAAGCCCUCUCACUUUCAGCAUCCCUCGUGCUCGUCGAGUGCGGUCCUCACAGCGCAUUGAAAGGCCCUGUCCAGCAAAUACUGAGAGCGCACCAAAACAUCGAUGCCGCAAAGAUACCCUACAUCAGCCUUUUGACCCGCAAGGAGGAUGCGGUCGCAACCGCCCUGACGGCCGCAGGCACACUCUGGCAGCACGCACUUCCGGUCAAGCUCGCAGUGGUGAACUCGACAACCUCGAUUCCAGAGGAGCUGACUCACCUCGUCGACAUGCCAUCCUAUGCAUGGAACCACAAUUCCCGCUUCUGGUACGAGACGCCUCGCACAAGGGCGUACCGGAUGCGCGUCGACCCGCGGCAUGACCUUCUUGGCACGCUUGAUGAGUCGUGCCCAGACACCACUGGCGAGCCCGUUUGGAAGAAUUACCUGCGCCCAGCUGAGGUGCCAUGGCUGAAACAUAACAUGCUCCGUGGCCAAACCGUCCUCAGCUUUUCCGGCAUGCUGGCACUUGUCCUAGAGGGAGUCAGGCGGACUGCCGACCCCUUGAAGACGGUUGUGGGCUACCGGUUCCGCGAUGUUUUCCCAGGCCCGCCGUUGGCUCUUGAUGAGAUCGACGAGAGUAGUGUCGAGACACGGCUUGCGUUGCGAGCAUGGCGAGCUGGUAGCCGCAGUCUUACAACGUACUGGCGCGAAUUCAGCUUGUCCAGUCGAGAUAGGAGCGGUGCUUGGACGCAGCACAGCUCGGGACUCGUGCAAAUAGAGUAUACUGCGCUCGACGCGACCACCAAAGAGGCGUGGAGGUCUCAGUGGAAUACUAUGAACGCCGAUGAGAGUGCAAAGCCUCGGGCCAUUGGUCAGUUCUACGAUACUUUCUCCGACCUAGGUCUACAAUGGCAGCAAGCCUACCAAUCCCUUCACUCCACCAAAAUAUCCGGCAGCCGCCGUUCCGCCACUGGGUUUAUCCAGAUACAAGACACAGCGAGUCUGAUGCCUGAGAACUUCGAAUCCAAACAUGUGGUACAUCCUACCACACUUGAGGGCGCAUUCCAGCUGCUAUCCGCCUGCGAUGGCGGCGGUCGCGACAAAAUCAGAGUCCCCAAGUAUAUUGAGAACAUCUUCGUAUCUGCGUCGAUCUCGCCACUGGCGCCAGGCACAAUGCUCGGUGCGUUUGGUUCAAUCAACGAGAAAUGGGCCGAUGGCACCAACUCAACGGUCGUUGUGUCCGACUCAUCCUUCUCGGAGCCUCUCCUUGUCUUCGAAGGUUUCAAGACAACAGACUUGGAUGGCGAAACUGGGGCCGAGGCGCCUAGUGCCGAAGCUACAACUAGGUCUCUGACAAAGUUGGGUGCCGUUCCCGUCUGGGACAUCGAUGUCGAGAACUCUCCUGCCGAUGCAGUUCGAGCGAUUCUGCAGAAGACGUGGACAAAAGCCACCAAUGCGGAUUACGUGUCUAUCAAAGACCUCGAGUGGGCCGCUUACAUCCUCUGCAAGCGUGCAACCCAGAUGUUCACAUUGGAACAGGCGGGCAGCAUGGCCAAACACCACCGAGUAUUCUACAAAUACAUGAAGCGUCAAGUCGACCUCUCCAAGACUCUAGACAGCUCUCUUCCGUGCCAGACAGCGGCCUGGUUGUCAGCCGAUCAGGCCACAGAGAAUGCCGUUCUCUCCCGCGCAGCUGCAGCCUCGACGGAAGGCAAGAUGCUGGUCCGAAUUCUGGACAAUCUGCACGACGUCCUGACAGGCGUCAUUGAGCCGUGGGAGCUCAUGAAUGGCGACGGGCUGCUGGAGGAAAUGUACCGCUCUGGCCUGUCAGAGGAGAAGACGCCCGCCGUACAGUGCGAGUUCAUCUCUCUACUCUCGCACAAGCGGCCUCUUCGAAUCCUCGAGGUUGGCGCUGGUACUGGGUCCGCGACAAGCAAGAUCCUCAAGAAGCUCGGCAAGGCAAACGUGGCCAAGUACACCUACACGGAUAUCUCUGCUUCGUUCUUCCAGCAGGCGAAGGAAGAGUUCAAAGAGUGGAGCAGCUCUGGCGUCAUGCACUUCAAGGUAUUCAACGCGGAGCUGGACCCGGGCAGUCAAGGCUUUGACCUUGGAUCGUAUGACGUUGUGGUUGCUUUCCAAGUCCUCCACGCCACGAAAAGAAUGGACGAAACCAUCGCCAACUGCCGCAAGCUGCUCCAGCCUGGCGGGUACCUUGUCGCCACGGAGCUCACAAGCAAGGUUGCUCGUCGGUCUGCCGUCUUUGGUGUGCUGGCCGGGUGGUGGCUCGGCGAGGAAGACAAUCGACUGAACGGGCCUGAGAUGCUCGAGGGUGAGUGGGAUUCCAGGCUCAAGCGCAACGGAUUCGACGGCAUCGAGUGGUCCUUCAGGGACCGUGAGGACGAGGGUUGGUCGAGCAGUGUUAUGGUGGCGCGCGCGACAACGCAGCAGCACCAGACGACGACUGAAGCUGACAAGGUCAUUGUGGUCACUUCUCAGACUGCGCGCCCGUUAGUCCAGGAGUUGUCCAAGAAGCUGACUGAGUCUGCCCGCACGGUCCAGUACAUGUCACUGAGCGACAUUGCCACUGCCACAUUCGAAGACCUUGCAACAGCCAAGUGCAUCGUUGCCGUCGAGCUUGAACAGCCACUGUUCAGCCGAAUAGACGAGAAGGCGUUCCAGGCCAUCAAACAAAUCAUUCUUAAGGCACGCAGCACAGUAUGGCUGACCCAGGGCGGCUCCCCUCUCGAGUGUACAAACCCAGAACACUCCAUGUUCACUGGUCUAGCACGCUCGAUCCGAGGUGAAGAGCCCGGCAUCAACCUUGUGACGGUCGACAUAGACCCAAAGAGCUCUGAGUCUGUCUCGGUCGACAGCAUUUUGCACGUCUUGAGACUCCAGGACGAGGAGCGCAACAACGAGUACGAGUUUGUUGAGCGAGGCGGUGCCCUACACGUCAGCAGAAUCACACCAGACGAGCGUCUCAGCAAGCUUCUCUCCUCCGCAGUCCAGGAUGACAAAGACGCAGUCGUCGAUGGAAAGCCCACGCCGCAGCCUUUGAGGCAGAAUGGCAGGCCGCUGAAGAUGGAACUCUCCAAGACCGGCGACCUAGACAGCUUCGUGUUCCGAGACGACGAUGGUUUCUCUGCGCCACUCGGCAGUGACCAGGUCGAGAUCGAGGUCAAAGCCGUCGGGCUCGACCCGUACGACAUGGCCAUUGCCGUGGGUCAGAUCUGGGACACACAGCUCGGCGUUGAGUACAGCGGAGUUGUGACUCGCGUUGGCCCCGCCGUGUCCAACGUCGCCAUCGGUGAUAGAGUAGCAGCGUUCGGCAUCGAGCCGAAUUGGUAUAAGACAUACCUCCGCACCAGCAGCGCGGCGGUGCACAAGCUCCCAGAGGGCAUGACCUUUGAAGACGGCACGAACAUCAUGAGGUCAUAUGGUGUGGUGAAGUACGGACUGGUCAACUCUGCGAGACUCGAAAAAGAUGAAGUUAUCUUGAUCCACGAUGCUACCACAGCGCUUGGCAUGGCAGCUGUCAAUGUCGCGCAGCACAUUGGAGCCGAGGUGUACGCUACUGUGGCUGGUGAGGCAGAAAAGAGUAUCCUUGUUGAGAAGUGCGGCGUGCCUCUCGACCAUAUCUUCGGCUUUGCUGGUUUCUCGCAAGCGAUCAAACACGCGACAUCACAGGGUGGAGUCGACGUCGUGCUAAACAGCUCUAUGACUGGAGAAGCACUGAGGCAGUCGUGGCACUGCCUGGUGCCUUUUGGUCGAUUCAUCGAGCUCGGCAUGAAGGACAUGAGAUCGAAUACUGGUCUGGACAUGGUUCCCUUUGCUUCCAACACCACGUUCACCGGCGUGAACAUGAAGUGCAUGCUAUACUCUAACCCCAGGCUGUUCACUCGCAUUUUCGCAGACACGAUGCAGUACCUCGAGAAGGGUAUCAUCAAGGCCACACCGCUGCAUGUGCUGAAGCUGUCCGAGGUGGCUGAGGGUUUCAGGACCCUGCAGUCUAGGUCUAAACUCGGAGGAGGCCGCGUGGUUUUGAAGAUCGAUGAGAGUGACAUUGUUCCUGUCAUCGGUGAGAGGCUGACACAACCACUGGAGCUCCGCCCUGAUGCAACCUAUUUUGUCCCUGGAGGUCUCGGCGGUCUAGGCCGACCUCUUCUGCGCUGGAUGGCAGAGAAGGGCGCCCGUUACUUUGUGACAACGUCCCGCUCCGGCAGUAAGGAUGCCAAAGCGCAGGCGUUGGUCCAGGAGCUCUCGGAACAAGGAGUGAGCAUCAAGGUCUUUGCGAGCGACAUCAGUGACGGAACCGCACUGGAAGCUGUGUUGUCGCUUGUCUCUACUUCUGGCUUCCCACCGAUCAGGGGCACUGUCGUCUGCUCGAUGAGCGUGCAAGAUACAAUGUUCGAGACCAUGACCCACUCUGACUUUGUUGCCGCCACGCAACCCAAGUACAACGUCACCCUCAACCUGCACAGACAGCUCUCCAAGGAGCUUGACUUCUUCAUCUGCUUGUCCUCCGCGGCUGGGCAGAUUGGCUCCAUCGCGCAGGGCAACUACAACGCGGGCAACAACUACCAAGAUGCGCUGUGUGCUCAUCGAAGAUCUCUGGGCCUGGCAGGAACCAGCAUCAACCUCGGCUGGAUGGGCGAGAUUGGUUUCGUGGCCGAGUCCGACCGCGCCAAGGUGCCGCAAGUCGUGCGGGAUGGAGUGAGGGACCUGAAAGCGAGCCAGUUCUUCGCCAUCAUGGAGGCGGCCAUGAGCAACGACGAAGCUGUGUCCAGGGGUCAGCCUGUGCUCGGUCUCGCCACUGGAGGCCUGAUCAAGCACGCAGGCCGGGACGAGCCUUACUGGUUUAGAGAUGCGAGAUUCUCCGCCAUGCGUGUCUACGAUACACAUCAGUCCAAGAGCGAGAACACAACACAGAUUGCAAACGGCGCGGAUAUAAAGUCGACGCUGGCUUCGGCAAAGACUUUUGAAGAGGCGAAAGGGAUUGUUCUGUCGGGCCUCAUGGCCAAGCUGGCCAAGGGGCUGAUGAUGGAGAUUGACGACAUGGACGCCAGCAGACCCAUAAAUAUGUAUGGCGUUGAUAGUCUGGUUGCGGUCGACAUUAGAGCGUGGGCGUUGAAGGAGGUCCAAAGCGUCAUACAUGUGAGCGAAAUACUUAAGAGCAUGCCCAUGGCGGAUUUGGCGGGCAAGAUGGCGGAAGCAUCGAAAUUGGUGGUACACUGA